This is a messenger RNA of Aplysia californica (California sea hare), 429 nucleotides long. RefSeq names its product multiple epidermal growth factor-like domains protein 10. Lineage: Eukaryota; Metazoa; Mollusca; Gastropoda; Aplysiida; Aplysiidae. The record is from RefSeq and is a predicted model, not a curated record. The transcript has 4 exons. Bases 1 to 429 code for a protein of 142 amino acids.
AUGUCUUUGUUUCUUGACUGUGAAGACUAUACCUACGGCAGUGGCUGCGUGCACCAGUGUAGUGAAAAGUGCUCGCGGGAUGUCCCUUGUGACAAACGAGAUGGAAGUUGUCUGGGUGGUUGUACCUCUGGCUAUCCGGGACAGUUCUGUGAUCAACAAUGUCCAAACAACACUUACGGUCUCCGCUGCUCCAACACCUGUAGCCCCACGUGUGUACUCAGAACCACCAGCAGCAGCGCCAGUGACACACCCAGGCGAUGUCAUCAUGAGACUGGUACAUGUCUCGACGGCUGCGUGGAAGGUUACGGGGGAGUGACGUGCUCCGAGCGUGUCAGUGAUGGCUUUCCCGUAGGUGUUAUCAUUGGACUGGUCAUAGUCAUUGUUCUGCUGAUUGGCGCUUUGGUUAUUGUUCUGGUCAUCUGCAGGUAA